Molecule: messenger RNA, 363 nt
Organism: Helobdella robusta
Lineage: Eukaryota; Metazoa; Annelida; Clitellata; Rhynchobdellida; Glossiphoniidae
Exons: 3
Coding region: 1-363 (120 amino acids)
Source: RefSeq, a predicted model, not a curated record
AUGUUUGUUGGUUGCUGGUGGCUUGUUGCCACUGCCUCCAAACUCAAUUAUCGCUCAUUUGUAUGUUUUUGUUGUCUGCCUGGUUGUGUCUGCCUAACUGUCUGUCUGUCUGUUUGUCUAUGUGUAUGUUUGUAUGCCUGCUUGGAUCUUUGUCUGUGUGUAUGCUGGUGGCUUGUAUGUUUCUGUUUUUUUUAUGUAUGUGUGUGUGUAUGUCUGUGUGUGUGUGUGUGUGUGUGUGCGUGUGUGUCUUGUCGAUGUGUAAUUGCCGAAUUCAAUCGAAUGUAUGUGUGUUUGUUUAUAUGUAUGUUUGUAUGCGUGUGUGUGUGUAUGUAUGUUUGUAUGCAUGUUUGUGCGUUUGUAUGA